UGGCGAUUCCCGGGGGACUGUGUUGCCGUGGCAGCGCUCACUCCGCUUUCCAUGUGCGCUGUGUUUCCGUGUGUCGGCGGAGGGUUGUAUUGUUGUCUCGGAGUCCCAGAGUUUCAUGGGAAGGAGGGGCCGGCGCGGCAGCACAAGGCUGGCGUUUGUGCGGCAGCUCACACAGAAGCUGGCGGUCACUUCUGCCUCAUUCGCCAGGGGUGGACGGAGAGUGGAGAGAGGACGCAGCAUCGCCCCCGACCCGCGGAAUACACAUCAAAGCGAUCUCUCCUAGUUUUGACGGAGAUCAGCGUGGAUUCGGCCUUUGUGCUGUGACGUGGAGUCAGAAAGCAGCAACGAGGACGAGUGGCCACCGCCCCCCCCCUCCCCCCGCGCCCCCACCCCUACAAUGGUGGUGAGUUUCGGAGCUGUGACUGCGUAAGGAGAAGGGCUACAGCUAAAGGAAGAGACAGGAGCGAGGAAGGUGCUGCAUCCAGCACAGUGACCCGGGGGACAGAGCGGUGAGGCUGGGCAGGGAAGAGGGAACAGGGCAUCCGACUGGCAUCAGAGCUGAGAUCCGGCCCGGUGCGCCGUCCAUCACCUGUGCGACGAGAUGGCAGAACAAAAAGUCAGCCUGGUGGCUAAGCUAAUCAAUGGGGGCGUGGCGGGACUGGUGGGCGUCACCUGCGUGUUCCCCAUCGACCUCGCCAAGACCCGUCUCCAGAACCAGCAGGGGCCAAAGGUCUACAGUGGAUUGCUGGACUGCUUGACUAAGACUAUCAGAGCAGAAGGCUACUUUGGGAUUUACAGAGGGGCGGCCGUCAACCUCACCCUCGUUACGCCGGAGAAGGCCAUCAAGCUGGCGGCCAACGACGUCUUCAGGCAGAAGCUCUCCAAGGACGGGAAUUUGCCCCUGUGGGCGGAGAUUUUGGCUGGCUGUGGAGCGGGGACCUGUCAGGUGGUGGUGACCACACCCAUGGAGAUGCUGAAGAUCCAGCUUCAGGAUGCUGGCCGGCUUGCGGCUCAGAAGACAGUUCCCACUGGCCCCUCCGUGGCGGCUCAGCCCCCCCCACCUCGCCCUUCAGCCACCAACAUUGCCCUGGAUCUCCUGAGGACCCGGGGGUUGAUUGGGUUAUACCGGGGGGCGGGAGCCACGCUGCUGAGAGACGUCCCCUUCUCCAUGAUCUACUUCCCACUGUUUGCCAACUUGAACUCCCUGGGCCGGCGGAAGCAGGGUUGCCAUGGAGAUGUGCAGGAGCGGGCCCCCUUCUUGCAGUCCUUCGUGGCUGGCUGCGCAGCCGGUUCGGUGGCCGCAGUGGCCGUCACUCCUCUGGACGUGAUUAAGACAAGACUGCAGACCCUGAAGAAGGGCAUUGGGGAGGACUCCUACCAGGGCCUGAUGGACUGCACGCGGCGCAUCUGGAGCCGGGAGGGCCCGUCUGCGUUCCUGAAGGGGGCGACGUGCCGUGCGUUGGUGAUCGCGCCGCUGUUCGGCAUCGCACAAGGCAUCUAUUUCCUGGGCGUGGGAGAGCGGGUGCUGGGGCUGCUGCCAUAGCGACGAAGCGUUUGGCGUUCCCACAACGUUUGGCAGCAAAGAGGGAUCAGGCCGUAGGGGGAAGGGAGGAGCUUAAUCUGCUAACAGUAUGACUAUCUCUGGAGUGCAGAGGAGGAACGCUAACUUUUGCACCAGCACGCUAAUGCUACGCUUAAUGCUGCUAAUGGUAGUGAUGGGUGAAGUGAGGCUUUGAGACUUGUGGUGGGUGGGCUUAUUACUGAUUUAUGACCAAUAAGAAGAGAGCAAAGUCAGGAUAAUCCCGCCAAUCAUGGCUUUCGAAGUCUCACUCUUCUCAUGAGUGGCUAAUUUUGCUCUGCAUAGUAGCAGGUCACUGUUGGUACCCCGAGGUCGAAAGUGUCAAAUGCCAGCCUCGGGGGCUGCUUGUGUCCCAAAAGACUGACUGCCCCAGUUUAGUGCUCUAUCAUUUCCAUAUUUCAUGCCAAAAUAUCUGCUAAAAUAUCCAUAUUUACACAAGUGCACUAAAUGUAAUGUGUGUUAUCUGAUUAGAAAUCAAUAAGGAUCUAUGGAGUUAUGUAUGUAUACAUUUUAUCAUCUAUAUUCUGUAUUUAUGCACAAUGUCUGCAGCUGGCCGACUAUGCUGAGGUUAAUCAGUUAAACCGGCAGUUUAAUACCCACACGCACAAAUGAAAUCAUGCUGACAAACUCACGCUGGCAUCCAGUAUCUUUGCUUGGAAAAGCAAUAAAGCAGUAAGAAGGUGGGCCGGGGUACUGAUAGCUAACAGGCAAAGAUCAGCCCCAGCUCCUGGGGUUCAGGGUGGGAGUGCGACCAGAGGAAUUAUGGGUAAUGUGUGCUAAAAAUGUAUUACUUAAUUAAAAUUCAACAAACUGAUUACUGGAUUAGAUGGUUAUGUCAGAAAUUACGAUGUUUACAGACGUGUAUAAAACAAAUAAAAUCUACAUCACUGUAA
Molecule: messenger RNA, 2472 nt
Organism: Paramormyrops kingsleyae
Lineage: Eukaryota; Metazoa; Chordata; Actinopteri; Osteoglossiformes; Mormyridae
Gene: slc25a18
Product: solute carrier family 25 member 18
Biological process (GO): L-glutamate transmembrane transport; malate-aspartate shuttle; aspartate transmembrane transport
Molecular function (GO): L-aspartate transmembrane transporter activity; L-glutamate transmembrane transporter activity
Source: RefSeq, a predicted model, not a curated record